Phlebotomus argentipes is the source of this 1686-nucleotide messenger RNA. RefSeq lists its product as uncharacterized. The transcript is spliced from 2 exons. The record is from RefSeq and is a predicted model, not a curated record. Lineage: Eukaryota; Metazoa; Arthropoda; Insecta; Diptera; Psychodidae. Bases 46 to 1686 code for a protein of 546 amino acids.
UUUUGAAGAAAACAAGGAGAAAUGUGACACUGAAAGUACGUGAAAAUGAAAAGGAGCCGCUAUUUUUCCGACAUUGAAAUGUGUAUUCAGGCUCGUGAGGCCCUGGAUAGGGAAUUAGGGGCAGAAGAGGUGAUGGAACAAUCUGAGGAAGAGGAUUUCUCUGAUGAGGAAAUGGAAUACCACGGGGAAAGUGAGGAGAGUAUUUUCGUUGAAGAUGAAAAGGACGACGAUGACGAGGAAGAAACAGAUCCUCUGGCCGAAGCGCCCCCAAGUCCGACUGAGAUCUCUACAGAUUACUCCAUCAUCGCUGAGGCUAUUCCUCCUGGAACAAUAUUGAAUGUACCUGCUGAUUACAUGAAUCUUUAUUUGAGGGAUAUCAUUAGUAUUGUGACAAUUCAUACUAAUGCUGAAGCAGAACGGGAGGAUUCUACAAAAGGAACAUCAGCUUCAUGCUCUUGGAAGCCAAUUGAUGCAGAAGAGAUGUCAGCAUUCAUCGGACUUUUGUUCCUUGGUGGCGUUCGUCACAUGAAAGAUGAUUCCAUUGCGAUGAUUUGGGAUAAGUGUCACGGCAAUAACAUGUUCAGAGCCGCAAUGUCACAGAAUCGAUUCAAGCAAAUUCUCCGCUUUCUUCGCUUCAGUGACGAAAGUUCUGAUGACAAUCUCUUUGUUGCGGAUAAACUAGACCCCAUCAGAGAAGUGUGGGAAGUCUUCAACGAGUCCUUGAGUCGAUAUUUUCAACCUGGAUUGAAUCUCACUGUCGACAAGCAGUUUGUGAACUUCAAAGGUAAAUGUUCUUUCCUUCAAAAUAUGCAUCAUAAGUCGGGCAAUUACGGGAUGAUAAUUUAUUGGAUCAAUGAUUCCUCCACGGGAUUUCCAUUGAAAGGAUUUCCUUGCAUUGAGAAUGUGAAGAACAGAGCUACAAGUUUUGGACAUACUGCUAUUGUGGAUUUGGCAGGACAGUAUUUCAACAGAAAUAUUACAUACGACAGGAAAUUGUCCUCACCGAAAUUGGAGCAAAAGUUGGAGAAGAAGGGCUUAACAAUUCGCACAAUCACCAAGAAACGAGAAAAAGUCCUUCCAGUAAAAAAACAAGCGAAAAUGGGGAAGAAAGCAAAUCAUUUGACACAAAUGAAUAACUUGAAAACUGGAACCCAACUCAUGAAUGAAAUGGUAAACAAAUAUUCGUGCAAGAGAUCUUCUCGCAAAUGGACAUUCAGAUUUUUCUGUAACAUAUUAGACGUGGUCGGGGUAGCGGCCUUUCUGUUGUAUCGCAUAAAUAAUUCAGAACAGAGUAAAUACCCAUUGAAGCGGAGUCAGAGGUCCAGCUUUUUGCUUGAGGCGGCAGAAGGUCUGAUUUCGCCGGCAAUCAUGAAAUACAAGCCCAGUUUUAAUAUAUCAGUGCUGCAAUCGACCAACAUUGAUGAGAUAAAACAAGAACCAAUUGACUCAAAUCAAUCGCAGCCACAAGAUUGUCUGCAAAGAAUUUCAAUUGCAGAUGAUUCAAGUGAAUCAAAGCCACAAGAUCUUCUGCAAAGGAUUUAUUCGACUGAAGGCGAUUCAAAGGAGGAGUCAAAGAGAGGAAAGUGCUGUGUAUGCCAAUUUCGAACGAGGAAGUAUUGCAAGAUUUGUGGAAAUCACGUGUGCCCCAAACACCUGAUUGAGUCUUGCAGUUUAUGUGCGAAGUAA